Microstroma glucosiphilum is the source of this 498-nucleotide messenger RNA. RefSeq lists its product as hypothetical. The record is from RefSeq and is a predicted model, not a curated record. Lineage: Eukaryota; Fungi; Basidiomycota; Exobasidiomycetes; Microstromatales; Microstromataceae. Bases 1 to 498 code for a protein of 165 amino acids. The transcript has 2 exons.
AUGAGUCGCUCACGAGCCGCACUUUUCGUCUUGGUUGUCGCAGCUCUCUUCUACUUGAUUUCGGUUUGUCCAGCUCAAGUACUCCGACUGAGUCCUGGCCAACACAAGCUCAGUGUCCCAGCCAACAUCACGCGCGGUAUCCCUUUCGAGGUCACCUAUCGGUACAAGCCCGACAGGAAGGGGCAAAGCUACCUCUAUGCAAUGUAUGGCCUUGACAAAGACCAUGUUGACCGCUACCCGGCCCUCGGGUUCCCCGCUUUCAUCCAUUCGGACGGCUCCCCCGAUCAAGGCAUCGCUCUGCCCCUAAUCGACUCUGAUGCUCAGGAGGUAGCAGAGUUCACUUGGACGCUGCUCCUUCCCAACAGUGACGCGGACAGUAUGGGGAAAUAUUUGGACGGAAAGGCGAUACUGGGCGUGGCCCUCUAUGGAGUCAGGGGCAUCAGGAUGCUUCCCAUCAUUGCGCACGCCAAUGCGACCACCUUCGUCUCUGGUGAAUGA